AUGGCUCAGCCGGAAGCGGUGGUCGCCCACACGCCCAAGCCGCUGCCUGUUUCGGAUGCGUACAAAGUCAUGUAUGAGCAGCUGCCCGAGUACCACCGUAAUGCGGACGGCUCGCCGGACUAUCUGCGCAUGACGCUCGGCGCACAGCUCUACGACCUCGUAAAGCAGACGCCGCUGCAGCCGGCGACGCGCCUGUCGGCCCGUCUGGGCUGCGAGGUCCUGCUGAAGCGCGAGGAUCUGCAGCCGGUGUUUAGCUUCAAGCUGCGUGGCGCCUUUAACAUGAUGCGCCAGAUGCCCGAGUCGCAAAAGUGGAAGGGCGUGAUUGCGUGCAGCGCCGGCAACCACGCGCAAGGCGUUGCGCUCGCCGGCGCGCACCUCUCGAUCCCGUGCACGAUCGUGAUGCCGCGCGGCACGCCAAGCAUCAAGUGGGAGAACGUGCAGCGUCUCGGCGCCAAGGUCGUCUUCCACGGCCAAAACUUUGACGAGGCCAAGGCGGAGUGUGCGCGCCUCGCCGCGAGCUAUGGCCUGACGAUUGUCCCUCCGUUUGAUCACCCCCAGGUGAUUGCGGGUCAGGGGACGGUCGGCGUCGAGAUUUGCUCACAGACCGACUUUACCAAUGUCGACGCGGUCUUUUGCGCGGUCGGCGGCGGCGGUCUCUUGGCCGGCGUUGCGGCGUACGUCAAGCGCAUUGCGCCGCCGCACGUCAAGGUGAUUGGUGUCGAGACCUUUGAUGCGGAUGCCCUCGCGCAGAGCUUGGAAAAGGGCGAGCGCGUGACCCUCGACGAGGUCGGCCUCUUUUCGGACGGCACGGCGGUGCGCAUCGUCGGCGAGGAGUGCUUCCGUGUCUGCCACGAGCUCGUGGACGGCGUGGUGCGUGUGUCGAACGACGAGAUCUGUGCGGCGAUCAAGGACAUCUUUGAGGAUACCCGGUCCGUCACGGAGCCCGCUGGUGCGCUUGCCGUCGCGGGCUUGAAGCGGUAUAUUGCCAUGAUGGGCGAGGCGUCGGCCGGCCGCCGCUACGUCGCCGUCGUCAGCGGCGCCAACAUGAACUUUUCCCGGCUCGGUUUCGUGUCAGAGCGGGCCGACUUUGGCGAGGACAAAGAGGCGCUGCUCUCGGUCGAGAUUCCCGAAGAGGCCGGCUCCUUCCUCCGGCUGCACAAUCACAUUAUGCCGCGCAACGUCACCGAGUUCUCGUACCGCUACAGCGGCCCGCAGCGCGCAUUCAUCUUCACCUCGUUCAUGCUCAACGGCACGAUUCCCGCGCGGCAGUCGAACCCGGUCGUGGCGAGCGCGCUGCCGCUGCCGCAGAAUGCGCGUACGCUCCGCGACCAGGAGCUGUACGGUAUCAUUGACGGUAUGAAUGCCGAGGGCAUGCACGCCGUCGACAUUACCGGCGACGAGCUCGUCAAGUCGCACGCGCGGUAUCUGAUCGGCGGCCGCCAGGACGUGCCGAACGAGCGCCUGUUCCGCUUUGUCUUCCCCGAGCGCCCCGGCGCGCUGCGCAAGUUCCUCGAGCUGAUCGACGCGGGCUGGAGCCUGUCGCUCUUCCACUACCGCAACCAGGGCGGGGACGUGGCCAAGAUCCUCGCGGGCAUCCAGGUGCCAAAGGAGACCGAGGCCAAGUUUGACCAGUUCCUCAACGACCUGGGCUACAGCUACCAGGAGGAAACACACAACCCCGUGUACCAGCGCUACCUGCGUCCGGACUAA
Malassezia japonica is the source of this 1710-nucleotide messenger RNA. RefSeq names its product threonine ammonia-lyase (gene ILV1). Gene Ontology annotation, molecular function: L-serine ammonia-lyase activity; pyridoxal phosphate binding; threonine deaminase activity. Bases 1 to 1710 code for a protein of 569 amino acids. Gene Ontology annotation, biological process: L-threonine catabolic process; L-serine catabolic process. The record is from RefSeq and is a predicted model, not a curated record. Lineage: Eukaryota; Fungi; Basidiomycota; Malasseziomycetes; Malasseziales; Malasseziaceae. The transcript has a single exon.